CCCCACACAAUGAAGAAGCAAAACGUUCGGACUUUGUCUCUGAUCGUUUGCACGUUUACUUAUCUUUUAGUGGGAGCUGCCGUGUUUGACGCGUUAGAAUCAGAAAUGGAAGUUGGAAAUCGUCAGUUACUAUACGACGAGGAACAUUCCUUACAGCAAAAGUAUAACAUCACUAACGAGGACUUUGAACGUCUGCGCUGGAAUAUAAUUCGUACAGUUCCGUACAAGGCUGGAACUCAGUGGAAGUUUGCAGGAUCUUUUUAUUUCGCUUUGACUGUGAUUACUACUAUAGGUAAGACUUUUUUUUCCAUUUUGCCGCCAUUUUUUAUCCGUCUGUUCUUUUAUUCUGAUGAUCUAAAUCAACUGACUGGUUUAUCAUUGCUAAUCAGUUCCUUUACUUAG
Lottia gigantea (owl limpet) is the source of this 402-nucleotide messenger RNA. RefSeq lists its product as hypothetical. Gene Ontology annotation, cellular component: membrane. The annotation marks the transcript as partial. Lineage: Eukaryota; Metazoa; Mollusca; Gastropoda; Lottiidae. The record is from RefSeq and is a predicted model, not a curated record. Gene Ontology annotation, molecular function: potassium ion leak channel activity. The transcript has a single exon. Gene Ontology annotation, biological process: potassium ion transmembrane transport; stabilization of membrane potential.